Messenger RNA from Salarias fasciatus (jewelled blenny), 6691 nucleotides. RefSeq names its product protein piccolo. NCBI's taxonomy places the organism in Eukaryota, Metazoa, Chordata, Actinopteri, Blenniiformes, Blenniidae. The transcript is spliced from 21 exons. The coding region runs from base 276 to 6485 and encodes 2069 amino acids. The record is from RefSeq and is a predicted model, not a curated record.
CCCCGCAAAACCAACAUCCGGUCCGCGUCUCGGAGCUCGGAGCGGCUUCAGAACUUUCAUUUCGGCGGCCUGGUUCUGCCGAACCGGUUCUGCUGCGGCUCCGCCGCUCGUCUUGUUCUGCCGGUCCGGUUCUGGCUGCGGCCCCGCUGCGCGCCUGGCUCUCCCGCCCCGGGUCUGUUGCGGCUCUGGCGGUCUGCUGUGUCCGGAGCCAGUCCGGUGUGUUUUGGUGGUGAGCGCCCCCCCAGGACAAGCGGCCCCCGGGCUUCCCGGCAGCCAUGGGCCGCGGAGACGGACCGACCCGGGACAGACCCUUAGUGCGGCCGCCCGGUGAAGACAGACCUCCCUUCGACAUGGGCCCUCCCGGCUGGGGCCCUCCUCCUCCUGACGGCUGGGGCCCUCCGCCUCCCGGGGGUUGGGGCCCGCCUCCUCCUGACGGGUGGGGCCCUCCACCUCCCGGAGGCUGGGGCCCGCCUCCUCCCGGAGGCUGGGGUCCUCCUCCACCACCUGGAGGCUGGGGCCCGCCACCCCCUGGGGGGUGGGGACCUAGAGGACCGCCUCCCCCCGGCUUUGGGCCCCAUCCGGACGACUGGCCGCCCCCUCCUGAGGACUGGAUGCGGGAACGGGAGUACUGGAGACGCUUUCCCCCAGAGGACUGGAGGGGGCCCCGGCUUCCACCUGAGGACUGGGCCCGGGAUAACGGUCCGCCACCCCCAGGCUGGGGGCCUCCGCCCGGUUGGGGCCCCCGUGAACCGUGGGGACAUGAGCCCGUGCCUCCUCCAGGACCCGUUCCCCCAGGCCCUGUCCUCCCCCCUCCGGUGCCUCCUGUCGGGAUUCCUCCCCCGGACCCCGCAGCGUUCCCCCCAGUCCCCCCACCCGGCUGCAUGCCCCCCUUUGGGUUCCCGGCUUACCCCCCAACCGCCUGGCCCCCAGAGCCGGUGGUGGAGCCGCCGAUGCCGAACCCUCCACCCGAUCAGCCGGAGUGGAUCAAAGCUCUGAUCUCAGCCCCGCCCACUGACUCCGCCCCCGCUGACACCGCCAACCCCCCCGAAGAACCGCCCGCUGUGCCGUCCGGCACCGAGCCCCCCAAACCCAAAGAUGAAGGCAGCAAACCCCCCAAAGCCCUCGGCCUGCUGGGAAAACGCACCUACGAGAAGCCUCCUCCUGGUAGAUCAACAGGAAUCAUUUCUUUCAUUGGGCCGACUUUCGGCUACAUUGAAAGAGAAGAUCUGGAGAAGUUCUCCUUCAGCUUUGACGUCUUCUUCGGUAACCCCAAAGCCAUGACGCCCGGGGUCAGAGUUCACUUCACCGCCUGUAAGGAGAAGAACAACCAGAUUGCCACAGAUGUGAAAGUGGCUCCAGGAGGAACUGAGAACGUGGACCCGGAGAUCUACGAGGCUGUGGUCUCUCAACCCAUCGUAGAGCCUCAGCCUGGUGAGCGUCAGUACCCUGGGCAGGUCUUUGUGAACCUGGGUCCUCUGAGGACCAACCUGACCUUUGAGAGGAAGGACAGCUCGGUGACGCUGCUGAAGGACGACCAGGUUCUGCUCAACGUCCUCAACAACAUCGUGACGGAGAAACGCAGAGCCACCAACAUCCGACCCAAGAUCCCCUCCACCUUCACACACACCAAGGAGACCCGGCUCAGGGGGGUGAUCCUCAGCUUGAAGGACACUGAGGGGGUGAUCCGCUGUGAAGAGCAUGGCGAGCUGCCCUUCGACAUCCAGGAGAACUUCAGUGAUGUGGACUUCGCGGCGGAGGACGUCGGAGAGGAGGUGGAAUUCACCAUGAUGGAGCUGAAGGCGGAGAAGCGAGCCAUCAGGCUCCAGCGGGCGAAGGAGCCGCUGCUCCUCACGCUCUGCUCCGCCACCAAGGAGGCCAGCAAGGAGGCGAGCAAGGAUGCCAGCAAGGAGGAGUCCCAGGGGAGCAGCAACUUCAAGGAGGAGCUGCUGACCAACUUGAAGCUGGACCCCGAGCUGUACGAGGGCAUCGUUACCCAGCCCAUCAUCGAGCCCACGCCCACCACGCGAGGGUUCCCAGGUCAGAUCAGCGCCAACAUUGGACCGGUCCCCACGAACGUGACCUUUGACCACCGCGACUGCUCCUUCACGCUCCUGAAGAACGACCACGUGUUGAUCAACCUGCUGGUGGACCAGGUGACCCGGAAGAGGAGGGCAGCCAACAUCCGGCCCAAAAUCCCCUUCACCUUUAGCUACACCAAGGAGACCCGCUGCCUGGGGGUCAUCGUGAAUCUGGGAGACGACGAGGGCGUCGUGAAGUCAGACGAACACGGCGAGUUGCCCUUUGACCUCUUUGAAAACUUCAGUGACUCCGAGUUCAACAGCAACGACCUAAACAAGGAGGUGGAGUUCACCACGGCCAUGGUGAAGUCAAAGAAGAGGGCAAUCAGGCUGAGGAGAAUGGCGGCGGUGGGGGACCCGAUUCUGCUGGGACAGAAGAAGCGUAAGGAGGAGGAGGAGGCGAGGAGGAAGAAGGAAGAACAGGAACAGCAGGAGAGGGAGGAGGAGAGGAAGAAGAAGGAGGAGGUGGUGGCGGCAUUAGCAGCAGCUAAAGACAAGUGGACGCCACUUGGCUUCACUGUCAGAGAUCCAGACUCGAUGGACGAUAUCAGCAAGGAGCGAUUCGAAGGCACCGUCCUCAGAGCCAUUUCCAGGAACCCCCGUAAGGAGAUCAAGAUUAAGAGGGAGCCAAAGGAGAAGGAGGAGAAGGAGAAAGAGGAGGAGGAGGAGAAGAAGGAGCAGGAAGGGGAGGGGCCUAAGAAGCUAAAGGAGCAGGGAGGCACAGACGAUGGACAGACGCCCCCCAUAAAGGUGAAGGAGGAGAAAAUGGAUGAAGAUGGAGGAGGAGGAGACCCGGAGGUGAAGACGGAACCCGAGGAGGAGAAGGUGACGGAGGCGCCGCUACCGGCGUCUCGGGGUGGAGCUAAAGCAGAGGUGGAGACUGGUCGGCUGGUGAUGACCAUCGAUGGACAACAGAAGCUGCUCACCUUCAGCCCGCGAGACCUGCUGAGCACGGCCACCAUGUUGGACGGAGACAAGGUGCGUUUCAACAUCGCCACCAACAGAGAGUCCAAAGAGGAGCGAGCCACCUUCGUGGAGAUCCUGCCCGACUCUUUCGAGGAGUCCAUCGAGCAGCGGCGGCAGGGCAUCGUGAUUGAAUUCUCCAACGAUUCGGGACUCAUCAAGUGCUCCCAGAACCCUCAGCUGUUCUUCCACAUGUCCGAGGUCAUCGAGAAGAAGAAGCUGGAGCUCAACGAGAAGGUGGAGUUCAGCGUGGUCCCACAUGAAACAGCGGAGGGUGGGCACCAGGCUAUCCGCAUCAAACGCUUCACCGAGAGCGUCUUCCUGUCCGUCAGGAAACUGGGAGGAGUAGGAGCCUCCAAAGGGAAGAUGACCAUCAAACUGGCCAAGCCUUCAGAGCAGCCUCAGAAAUCAAAACCAGAGCAGGACAAGCUGAAGGCCGUGGUCAAAAACCUAAGGGCGCAGGAUAGUAAGAGCAGCAGGAGGGAAUCCAGUGUCACACGGCGGCGGCACGACGCCCACAGCAGCAGUAAGAGCAGGAGCCCGCCCAGAGAUCAGUUUGGACGCGUCCUCAAAAGGAGGCGCAGCCCGAGCGUCGAGCGUGACCGCCGGAGCAGCAGGCACCGGCACAGCCGCGAACGGACGCGCCGCCGCUCCAAGAGCCGCAGCGGCAGCUCCAGCAAGAGCUCCAGCAGGAGUCGCAGCAGGAGCAGAGAGAAGAGCAAAGACAAGGCGGCGAAGAAGAGGAGCAAAACCAGCAAGGAGCGCGACGAAAGCCACAAGAGGAGGAGAGAGCCGAGUCCUCGUCGGCGGGGAGCGGUCGUGGAUGACGAAUUGGCGAGGAAGAAACGGGAGCUGGAGGAGCUGAAUGAGAUCAUUGCUUACAAGAAGGUGCUGGUGGACCCUCGAGGACUGGACCCUGGACAGAGGACCUGCAUAGACUACGACCACGGAAGGAUCGCAGUCCCGCUCACAGAGUAUAAACCAGUCCGAUCCAUCCUGAAGAAGAGACCCGAAGGACACGAUUUGCCCCGCCACCCUCCUUAUGAUGAUCCCUAUUACAGCCGGCCAUACAGUCCUUAUGACGAUCGGCGUUACGCUGAUCGCUACGGUGAUCCGUACACCAGCCGACCCUACCCUGAUCGGCCGUACAGCGAGCAUCCAUACGGUGACCGACCGUUUGAAAGUCGUCCCUAUGGCGACCCCCCAGAGCCUCGCUACACCGACCGCUAUGAUGUUUACGAUGAGCCUUACGAAGAUCGUUACUACGACUCAACGUAUGCUGACCGGUCCUACGACCCUUAUGGUCCGUCCAAACCGAGUCAGUCUUCAGAACCCUGUGGUCCUCCUCCACCUGUCUCCAAACAGGCUCCUGCUGCUUCUGGUCUGCCUCUGUCACACACCCCCGUUUCCUCCACCACCUCUUCCUCUGCCCAGGCACCUUUCAGACCGUCUUCUCCCAUCGAGCCUCGACAUCUUCCUCCUCCUCGAAGUCCCUCUCCCAAACCAGAGUUCGCUGUAUCCAGCAUUUCACCUCCCACAGAGAAGCCCCCCCUGGACCGCUUUCUGGACAUGCUGAAUAAGAAAUCCAUGGCUGUGAAUCCACCAGAACCGGUCUGUGUGGACGAUGACCUCCUGCCUCACGAGCGCGCUCUCCGGGACGGUAAGGGCUUCUCCCAGAUUGUGGGAUUUGCUCAAGAACCGCCCAGUGUGUCCCGAGAAGUGGAGAACAGGCCGCCGAGUCCAAAACCGUCCUCAAUGGAUAAAUCGAAUGAGGAACCAAAUGUUGAACCGUACAACAAGAUCCAAAGUCUGCUCCGUACCAUUGGCCUGAAGCUGAGUUCUGGAGAGGUGUCCAAACUGGCCAGCAAAGCGCAGGAGAAACUGUAUGGCCUGAAGUCGUCGUCCUUAGAAAGAGAGGCUGUGUCCUCGCCAAAAACUGAUCCACGAGCUGGCAGAACUGGGUCUGUUGAGAUGGAUCACGUCCAUUCUCCCUCCCCGGCCAGAUCCUCCAGCCUGGAGCCGCUCGGCAAACACAAAGCUGCUGCCUCAGAUUACGACGGAUUUUUGGACCCGCAGGAGUUUGAGGCUCUGAAGAGGGCGCAGCAGCUUCACAGUUUGACCAAGUCGAUGGGCAGUUCUCCCCCCACCACCCCUCCUACAGCUCCCCCAGGGCCUCCACCCUCUCACUACCAUCACCCGACGCCGUCAGUCAACUGGCCACUUGCGCUCGGGACCGACGCCUCCCUUCCUCAGCCCUCCACAUCCACAAGCCAGGGGAUUAUGGCUCCUUCCGUAACCCCACAACCUCAAAAGAGACUGGGACCUCCUCCUGGACCUCCUCCUGGUCCUCCACCCAAACGUCCUCUUGGGCCUCCUCCUUUUGCUCCCCUAACCGCUCAUUCAGUCUUGCCCUUUAUCGGUCGUCCUCCUCCAUCAGCAGCCAGCCCUGAUCCUCUGCAGCCUCCUAUGACAUCUCUGCCGACCUUGCCGACGUUACCAACACCAGUGACCUCCACUCCUUCGGCUAACUGUGGCUCAGCCAUCUCCACCACAGUGGCCCGGUGUCUGAAGGUCAUAGAGACGGUCAAAUCUCUUGCGGCGCAGCCAUCGGCCAAACCGGUCAAGUCGGUCCAGUUCAGUUUACCAACGGAGACUUCCCUGUCCCCCAGUCACCUGGCCUCAGAGACAGACGACGAAGUGAAGGCCAAGCAGAAGGAGAAGCUGGAUCUGUACAAUCAGAGGAUAUUGGACAAAAGGGAGCAGCAGUACAAAGAGAUGCUCAACCGAAAGAAGCGCGGAGAGAAGAUCAAAGACGUCCCGCUUGCCUGUGCAGGGACCAGCAGUGAACCCAAGAAUGUUUGGAUCUGUGGUCACUCGCUGGUCUACUGGGCCGAGUCCCGGGCAAAGUCUCCAGAGGUAGGUAUGCAGUUGGGCAUGGAUCCCAGCCGGGUGACCAUCUGGUGGAAGGGGACUCAGGGCAUGACAUGGUCCCAGCUGCUGCCCCAACUCCACCAGCUGAAGGUCACCUGGCCCAACCCAGAUGUCCUCAUUGUGCACCUGGGCGGAAACGACCUGAGCACCGACAGCCCCACCGACCUGCUGGCCUCCGUCAAAAAGGACCUGACCUCCAUGCGGAGCAUCUUCCCGCAGUGCAUUCUCGUCUGGUCCAACAUCCUCCCCCGGAGGGUGUGGCGCCACUCGUCUGAUAACCACGAGGUGGACCUUGUUCGCACCACGGUCAACCGUCGCAUCCAGAACAUCAUCUCGGAGCUGGGCGGCACCUCGCUGACCCACGACAACAUCCGCUGUGGGGCCAACACGGGCCUGUACCGCGCCGAUGGGGUGCACCUGUCACCCAAAGGCAUCGAUGUGUUCAAUCUCAACCUGCAGGACUUCCUGGAGAAGUGGGACCUGGAGGUCAGCGCUUCCUCCGAGGGGACCUGAGGGGUCCUCGUCCCCUCGCUCAGUUUUUGGGGUCACUGUGCUUUUCUUUGUAGUCUCAGCUCCGACAGAUGUCAGGAAGUUCUAAAAAAGAAAAAAAAAAAGUUCCCUGUGAUUUCCUUUAAGAAGGUAAAAGUCCUCAUCAAUUAUUUCUCUGUAGAGAUAUUUUUACUUUGUGCUUCUGAUCAAUAAAGUUCUUCGGUCUCAUG